Molecule: messenger RNA, 3897 nt
Organism: Symbiodinium sp. CCMP2592
Lineage: Eukaryota; Dinophyceae; Suessiales; Symbiodiniaceae
Source: the annotation of a GenBank genome assembly
AUGGCGGAACCCGAUGCCGUGGUGCCUGUGAUUGUGACCCUGAAAAAGAAAAAUUCCAAGAGGGCGGUCCCAGAGAUCCAAGGAUUGUGGGAGGCCUGGGAGGAGGACCCGGUUGUUCGGAAAGGUGCUCGCAAGCGAAAGAGCCUGUUGUUCUGGCCCAAUCCAUCAAAGACCGGCCUCAUUAACAAGGCAAGCCUCAAGUGCAAUUGGAGGGUGGUCUUAGCUGUGGUGCGACUCUAUUGCCCUCGAGUUCCCUCGGAUGCUCCGACUAAGACCGUUCCCGUUGCUGCAUUGAAGGACCAGGUGGCAAAGUUCUUCGACGACAUCAGUAUCACCCCUCGGAGGGGAUUGGUUCAUUGCGAGGCCCACAGCCUCAAGAUGUUUCUGAGCUACAUGAACCGACGAAACGAUGGCUCUCGCAAGAAGGAUGCCACUCUCGCUGCUUUGUACCAGGAGCUGGAGAAGCAUUGGGCGCCGAAGGUUCGCUCACGCCGGACCUUGGCUUCGGGUGAUGAAGAAGAUGAUGAUGAUGAGCAGGAGGAACAGGAAGAGCAGGAGGAAGAGGAAGGUGAGGACGAGACAACCUUAACGGAGCCGGAGGACGAUGAUGAUCGUUUCCAACUGGUUGACCCCUACUUAGCCGAAGCAAUGGGUUUGGAGGCCGGGUCACCUCCGCCGCCUUCGGCCUAUGUGGGCACGGUUGCAUAUGAGCCGAGCGAGGAAGCAGGAAUCCCGAUCCCCUACGAAGCCAAAUCCCUGACAAUGUGUUCGGCUGCUAAUGAUGUUGAUCUUGUGCGACAACUUGCUGAGAUCGAGCAGCGAAUUGCCCAUCGACGGGCAGCUUUGAGUGGCCAGCAGGCUGCCCAGAAGUGGGGUGGUUCGGAGCACAUUGACAGUCAGAAGACGAGCCUUUGGGAUCUUUUCGGUGAAGAUGCUAUGCCGCCCCCGGAGCCCGAUGCAACACCCAACGAGCCAGACACCACGACUCUUGCAAGACAGGAUGGUGCUAGCGACCUGUCCCUCUUUGAGAAUGACUUGGCAGCAGGAGCUACGAAACAAUCGACAGUGGCUCCAAAUCCAGUUGCUACACCUGCCCGGGCUAAAAUUGCUUCGCAGGCCCCAGCAGUUGAGGCCCAAGCAGAGGCUUCGCAGGCUUUAACAAUGGAGGAUGUCGAGGACCCAGCAAUCACCCCAAAGCCGCUGCCCGAUGCACUGGAGGUUUCUUCUGUCAAAGACGGCGAAGCUGACAGUCCUGAGCUUCUAGCAUGCGAGGAUAAGAAGAUUUCAGUGGGAUUCCUAACGUAUGACGAGAUACCAGAAUAUCGGGAGAAGGCAAAGCAGUGCGAGGCCGAGGACGAAGACGACGAUGACGACGACGUGCCGAUCAAAAAAAAACCGGCCAUGGCCAAGGGCAAGCCUGGAAGGCCGAAGGGAUCCGGGAACAAGUCGACGAAGACCGACAAGGACACGGCGAAGAAGACGGGCAAGAAGAACCAGGAGAAGGAGAACGACGAAGCCAAGACGCUGCCGAAGAAGAAGGGCAAAAAGAAGGACCCCGAAUCGGAGGACGAGAACGACGAAGACAAGACGCCGCCGCCGCAGAAGAAGGGCAAGAAGAAGGACCCCGAGGACAAGGAGAACGACGAAGACAAGACGCCGCCGCAGAAGAAGGGCAAGAAGAAGGACCCCGAGCCGAAGAAGGAGAACGACGAAGACAAGACGCCGCCGAAGAAGAAUGGCAACAAGAAGAAGGACCCCGAGCCGGAGGACGAGAACGACGAAGACAAGACGCCGCCGAAGAAGAAGGGCAAGAAGAAGGACCCCGAGGACAAGGAGAACGACGAAGACACGGCCCCGCCCAAAAAGAAGGACAAGAAGAAGGACCGCGACGACAAGGAGAACGACGAAGACACGGCCCCGCCCAAGAAGAAGGACAAGAAGAAGGACCGCCAGGACAAGGAGAACGACGAAGACACGGCCCCGCCCAAGAAGGACAAGAAGAAGGACCGCCAGGACAAGGAGAACGACGAAGACAAGACGCCGCCGAAGAAGAAUGGCAACAAGAAGAAGGACCACGAGGACAAGGAGAACGACGAAGACACGGCUGCCACGAAGAAGAGCAAGAAGAAGAAAGUUGACGACGAAGACACGACUCCGCCGAAGAAGAAGAGCAAGAAGCCAGACGCCGAGGAGAAGGAGAACGACGAAGACACGGCUGCCACGCAGAAGAAGGGCACGUUUGCUUCGAGAAAUCCGGGAAAGGGUGCAAGAACAGUGGCCAUUUGGACGGCUAUCCGGGAUGCAUUCGAUUGUGUUCUUCGGGACAAGUUUCGCUACACCACGAAGAUGGAGGGCCUUUUCUGGGCCGAUUGCCGGCCCGUGCUGCUCGAAGUGAAGGACGAUACUGAGCUGUUCCAGGCGGCUAAGAAGUUUGCUGCCAAGUGGUUGAAGAUGGACAAAGUUCAGGGUGCCCCGAUGGUACAAGCAACCUUUGCCAAAUCUACGCUACACCCUGCCAGGAUGCAGGCCCUUGGCAUCGCGGGCAAGCAGGAGAAGCCUCUUCGUGCGACCUCCUGGCAUUCCUCCCAAACGGGAUCCCAACAGGACCUGAUGCCAGAGUCCCAGUCAGAGCUGGAAGUGCCUGCUACGCAAAAGGAAGCUGACACGCAGCUGCCUGCUUCGCCUGUCCCUGCCUUGUCAGAAAGCCUUGGUAAAGGGACACCCCAGAGCGAGAGGUCCGAGCCCACGCCGGGGGAGGGGACGAACUCCAACCCCGCACCCAGCCAACCCACGCCUGAAAAGAAGAAUACGAGUUCCGAGCCCGGAGCCAGCCAACCCGAAGCCGUAGAGCAAGCCGCCCUAGGAUCCCAAAGCAAGUCAGAAGCACCCGCCGUGGAGACCAGCCAGCCCGAGAAGCCAGACACGUCAGAAGCACCCGCCGUGGCCAAGACCAGCCAGCCCGAGAAGCCAGACACGUCGAAAGCACCCCCCGUGGCCAAGACCAGCCAGCCCGAGAAGCCAGACACGUCGAAAGCACCCCCCGUGGCCAAGACGAGCCAGCCGGAGAAGCCAGGCACGAACACCCGGCCCACAAACAAGGACACCAAAGAUCCGAAAGCAACCAAGAACGAACCAGAGGAGGAUGAGUACGUGGCCCCGGUGGAAGAUCACCCACCCCCUCCUCCCAUCAGCAAGGCCACUUUGAUGAAGAGGCUGGCACGCAUAUGUGCACCCAAAGCGGAUGGGACCUACAAAGUCCCGCUCGAGAUCAUCCAGACCCACAAGAAUCUGGAAUCCCGGGAUGAUGUGUACCGUGCCUUCGAGAAAUGUGGUGGCGACCCCGCUUCGCCGUCACGCUUGCAAACGGUGAUUUUCACGAAGAAAGUCAACCAGCGAUACGAAGAGAUCAAUGAGAAAUCUGUGGAAACGGAAUUCGAAUUCCUCACAGAGGCGGAGAUGGAAGAGAAAGGAUGGAGCGAGAAAUCCGAGUACUGUGACGAGUGGAUGUACUGGGUUGCUGUGCGAGUGAGAGGAUCCAACAAGAAGACGAAGCGGCACACCGUGACCGAGCUCCUGGAGGGUGCCGACCAGGAGCCCAUGCAGGAUCCUGAUGAAGCAAUGGAGAACUUCCCUUUCGAGCUUGAGGGAGACGGAGAUAAGAAGCAAGGGGAAGGUGAUGACGAGGAGGAGAGUGACUCCAGUGAUGAUGGGGAAGAGGCUGCCCGGAUCCUCAAAAGGAUCGCCUAUCCGGAGAUUCCCAAGAAACCGCAAGAUGCCAGUAUGCUGGUGACCGGCUGCCUCCAGAAGAGGGCGAACAAACUCCAGCUUCUCCUGGCGAAGAUGGAGUCGGAUGCAAGCAUCUCCCUCACCACGACCCAACUCAAGAUCCUCAUCUAA